This is a messenger RNA of Pecten maximus, 2482 nucleotides long. Its product is annotated as crt homolog 2-like. The coding region runs from base 100 to 1368 and encodes 422 amino acids. The record is from RefSeq and is a predicted model, not a curated record. The transcript has 6 exons. NCBI's taxonomy places the organism in Eukaryota, Metazoa, Mollusca, Bivalvia, Pectinida, Pectinidae.
GUGACUUGUACAAAAUGGCAGACACCAUGGAGUUCAUUGAAUGUGCAGAAAACAGAGAAUGUGCGACAAAUGAUGUAAACAAAAUAACAACGUAAAAAAAUGUCACCAACUUUGACUUCAUUUAUUGGCCGAUUCCUUGUGUGUUUUUUGACAUGUGGAAUUAUUCUGACAUUGUCGACGUCAACCAUUUUUACACCUCUCUGGCUCGACUCCAUUUCACCAGGGAACAUCACGGCAAAUGGCAGUAGUACAGACAGCUUCCGACACGUAGAUGGAUUCAGCAUUAUAUUCCAAGUGAACUUGGUCUUCCUUCUUUUGAGUGGUAUCAUUGUUUUGUAUCUGAAAUUAUGUUCCAAUCAAUUAACAAGUGCUAAUCAAUCAUUUCCCAAGCUGCAGUUUUUCUGGAUAGGAUUUGCUGAUGCUCUUUCGUCUAUUUUUUCGGUGUACGCAUCCGGUGGUAAAAGAACAGCACCGUACUUACAGGCCAUAGCAAUUAAUUUAGCCAUUCCUGUCACAUUUAUUAUCAGAUAUAUUCUGCUGAAGAAACAUCCCACACCAAGGAAGGCAAUUGCUGCAUUGACUGUACUUGUAGCAGAGUUCAUAGCCUUGAUUCCCUCCAUAUUUCCGUCCCUUCAGAGUACAGAAGCCAGAGAGGAAGAUGGAGGAGCUAAGGGCAUAGCAGGAGUGCUUUGGCCCCUGUGUUAUACAUUGGCCUAUAUACCGCAAGGUGUUGUAAAUGUUGUAAUAGAACGGUCAACUAAAUCUCAAAUGAGAACUCACACUGGAGAGCUUGACCAUGUCCAUCCAUUUUACCUUAUGUUUUGGAGCUUUCUCUUUUGUUCCCUGAGUAUGAUAGCUCUUUUCUGGACAGACAUCUUACCUGGUUUUGGUAUGACCGAUGACAUUACAGAUUUUGGAAAUGUAUUCCUGUUCAAUCUAAAAUGUUUUGUGGGGCUGGAUCACUGUAGAACGGACAUGUACCUUUUUGCAUGGGCAUGUAUACUUGCCAUGUUUACAAACAGAAUCCUAGUCAUUCUGUUUCUACGUUUUUCUGAAGGGGCCAAUUAUCUAGUUGUCAUACAGAGUCUACAGACACCGGUGGUACUGCUGUUUUGGACAUUGUUCCAGGAACAUCCUUUCCGGUGGAACCCUGAAGGUCAUUUAUCUACAUGGCUGAGCAUUGUGGCAGUGGCCAUUAUACUGCCUGCAAUCUAUGUUUACAAUAAGAGUGAUAUGGAGUCCUCAGACAAACAAAAUUACCAACUGUUACCAGACAAUAUCACCUAUCAAAGUAUACAGGCCGACUCUCCAAAUGGAUCUGAAUACUCCUACCCUGUUUCUUUCCCUGAUGAAUCUGCCACAGAAUGAAGAAGCACUUUAAUAUUAAACAAUCAAGUGAGAUCCAGUGUAUAUUUGACCUCUUGAUGUAUUGUUAUAAUUUUCAUUAUUAAUAGUUACAUGUACAAAUGCUAAGGGAUACACUUUUAAUGAAGAGUUUUCUUUUUAGUUCAGGUGAACAAAAUAAUUAAUGGAUGAAGGAAACAAUGGAUGCAUAGAUGAGGGAAUGAAUGAUACACAAAUAAUUUUUUUACAAUAUCUGAGAUAUCUACAAAUAUGAAAAAUGAUAUGAAAAAUUGUUUAUGAUAUAUAAGAUAUGUAUGUUAAUACCCUGUGUAACAAUUGAAAUGUGGCUGGUACAGGUACACUAUACUGUAUUCUAGGUUUUGGAUUAUCUCUAUCAAGACAUUUACAAUUUAAAAAGAUUCUACUAUAUGUUUUAACCCAAUCCACGCGACAUGAUGUUAAAUAUCAAGGAGCUAGAAGACAGUAAGUGACGAGGAGAAAAAAACAUCAGCAUUUAUAAAUGUGUUGUAACAUGAAUGUCUCAAAUACUCAAAUAAUAAUUAUAAACGAAUGUUAGGAUAGUAAAAAUAGAGAUUGGAUGUGAGUGCGAAGUACAAAAAUACAAUUCUCAUCACAGGAAUACUUUGAUGUUUUCAUCUAAACAUUGAAAAAAUAAUUACAGUUUCAAUUAUUACUGCAUUCAAAUUAAUGAAUACAAUGAUUAUUUUUUUAUAAAUACAAGAGAUUAUUCUGCUGCAUUAUCAGUGAGGUAACUUACCCCCUCCUUCUGUCAAAGUGUGCAUUACAAUACUACAUCUUAUAAGUAUAUAUGCUACAAAUUCAGCAAAAUUUCUCCAAAAUGUAACUUUGAUAAUAACUUUCUUCAUUCUUCUGUUGUAAACAAUUUGUAUUCCAUUUGUUGUAUGCUGCUGGAUAGGGACUUAAGAAUCGUUUAUUACAUUUACUGUAACUUUUCUUGUUGGUUUUAAAUUAUUUCAUGUAAAUUCCAAUAUUAAUGUACCAAAGUAUGCACUGUGAUAUUUUUGUUGGUCAUCUAUUGAUGUUUAAUAUGCAUAAUGCUGUGUAUUUUGUUGAAUGAAAUUAUACUUUAAACUAUGUUAUAUAAAUGUUCUAUGAC